AGUGGGAAGCAAAUACUACUAGUACUGGUCAUAAAGUAUAGGAAAAGAUCACAUCCAUGCAGUAGUGGACUGCAACCUAGCGUUUGAGUUGACUCAGAACAAGGAAGCAAUAAAUAACUUCCCAAUUUUAUUAUUAUUAUUAUUUCCCAGAAAUCACUCUCUUCUUCUGCACUUGGACAAACCCUAAAAGCCCAUUCAGCUGUGGUUACUGUUUUCUCUAGAAAGAGAAGCUGCUGGAAAUGUACAAGAACCAGCUUCAAGAGCUGGCCCAGCGGAGCUGCUUCAACCUGCCUUCCUACACGUGUAUUCGGGAAGGUCCCGAUCACGCGCCAAGGUUCAAGGCCACCGUCAACUUUAACGGCGAGAUCUUCGAGACCCCUCACUACUGCUCCACUCUCCGUCAGGCCGAACACUCCGCCGCCGAAGCCGCUCUCAAUUCCCUCUCCCACCGUGGCCCCUCCCAUUCCCUCGCCGCUAAGAUCCUCGAUGAGACUGGAGUGUACAAGAACCUUCUACAGGAAAUUGCGCAAAGGGUAGGAGCUCCAUUGCCUCAUUACACAACGUACAGGUCAGGCUUAGGACAUUUACCUGUUUUUACCGGGAUAGUAGAACUGGCUGGAAUCACGUUCACUGGUGAACCUGCCAAGAAUAAGAAACAAGCUGAGAAAAAUGCAGCUAUGGCAGCUUGGUCCGCUUUAAAACAAUUGGCAAAAGAGACUGCAAGCUCCUCAACUGAACCAGAGAACAAUGACGAAGUGGAACAGAUUACAAUAGCGCGGGCUUUACUGAACUACCGUUUGAAGGAAAAGAUGACUAUGUCUAAUCCAAAUGCUCCCCUUCCAUUUCAUGAAAGGUUUCAGAUUCAAAAUCCAAGGCCAAUCAGUUCUCAACCGCCCCCAGCCACUUCAUCAAAGAUCCUUCCCCUAAUUUGCCAGAAGACAGCACCUCGAAGUAAGCCUUCAUUGGCAACAACAACAACAAAUGAAAGUCCUGGAAGCAGGCAUCCACAGGCAGCAGUGGCAGUGACCAGUGACAAUUCCAACCUGCCACAACAAUCUUGUUCUCUAGAAUGCCGAGCGACCCGUCCCCUGAAGUUUCCUGCAGCAGGAGCAGCACCUUAUGUUCCCAUUCGACAAAUGAGACCAUCUUGCCAACGGAUUGCACCUCCGGUGACUAUAAGGACAGUUGUACCUGCAUUCGCUGCACCACCUGCCUCGGUGCCCCAUCCUGUUAUACGGGCUCCUCCAGUACGAGUUGCUCCUCCAGUCACUAUUCGACAAGCUGUUCCAUUAUAUGCUGCUCCCAAACAACAAGAAGAUCUACCAACUGCUAAUGCCUCGGGCCAGCAAGACAAACUGCCCGUUAAAAUUCAGGAGAUGGACAAGGCUGAGAACAUUACACCAGAAUCAAACUAUGCGUAGUUUGGAGCAUCUGAGAAAUUGAAAUUUACUGGAGUUGGUCUAAUCCAUGGGAACGCUGUCAUGUUUUUGUACUUGAUCCUAUAAUCAGUGAUGAUCCCUUCCUUUUUCCUGUUAAAUGUGACAGUUGGCGCAGGUUGAUUAGCAUCAGCAGUUCAAUAUCUGUGAAAUUCAAGAGCAGUUUGUCUUUAGAUUUACUCAUGUUUUUACUUUAUUCAAAAUCUUCUCAUACCUUGUCAGCAAGUCUGCGAGCUUGAUCAUUGCUCGCAUUUUCAAUGUUUCAGUACUGCUUCACUCUGGAGUGCGAAAUUGUUGUUUUUCAACAUGGUUGGUAAUAGUUAUUUCAGAAUUCA
Molecule: messenger RNA, 1771 nt
Organism: Glycine soja
Lineage: Eukaryota; Viridiplantae; Streptophyta; Magnoliopsida; Fabales; Fabaceae
Product: double-stranded RNA-binding protein 2-like
Exons: 3
Coding region: 240-1421 (393 amino acids)
Molecular function (GO): double-stranded RNA binding
Source: RefSeq, a predicted model, not a curated record